AUGGCUGGUAUGCACUUUCUUGUGGGUAUCUCUACCGAGAACUACGUGAUUUUGGCUGCCGAUAAGGCCACUUUCGCCUACGGAGCUAUUCUCGCAGACAGCGAAAAUGAUAAGGAGUACAGACUCGGCAAGAAGCUGACAAUGAUGUGCAUUGGAGAAGAGGGAGACGUUGCUCAAUUCGGAGAUUGGACUAAGAGAAAUCUUCAACUCUACUCUGUUAGAAAUGCGAGUGCUCAUCACUUCGUUCGUCGCAGUAUUGCCGAAGGUCUUCGCUCACAAGAUCACUACACCGUAGAUGUCCUCAUUGGAGGUUAUGACGACAAGGAAGAAAAAGCCUUCCUUGGCUCCGUUGAUUAUCUCGCCAACGGACUCGCUCAGCAGCCAUACUUGUUUCGAGGAUUCUGUGGACGAUUCUGCUACGCUAUCAUGGACCACGAAUACAAAAAAGACAUGUCCGAGACUGAAGGACUCGCAUUGAUGAACAAGUGCAUCGGAGAGGCCAAGAGACGUUUUGUGGCCAACAUUCCUGGAUAUAAAGUCGUCAUCAUUGACAAGAACGGAUACCGCAAGCUGAAUGAUGUUCUCUUCUAA
Caenorhabditis briggsae is the source of this 591-nucleotide messenger RNA. RefSeq names its product Protein CBR-PBS-4 (gene Cbr-pbs-4). Gene Ontology annotation, cellular component: proteasome core complex. Lineage: Eukaryota; Metazoa; Nematoda; Chromadorea; Rhabditida; Rhabditidae. The transcript is spliced from 5 exons. The record is from RefSeq and is a predicted model, not a curated record. Bases 1 to 591 code for a protein of 196 amino acids. Gene Ontology annotation, biological process: proteasomal protein catabolic process.